ACAGUACCUGACGCUCGCUAAUACGGAUUGAAAUGAACAAAGCCUAACAGAAAACUAAUUUCCAAAUGCGGAGGAAAAAGAUGAAGAGCAAAGAAAAAAGGGAGGACCGCAGCUGGGUGACUUGCUUUUCAGAUGAUCUUGCUAUGGUAAGCCACGACGUUUACCAAUUUUCCUGAUAAUAUGAUUAUUUCCUCUUCUCCGAAGGCCGAUGGUCUUCUGGGUUUCACCACGCUUGUGGCUAUUUUGGCAGUAACGCAAGGAGUGAGCGUCACGAGUACCAACGCCAGCAGUGCCUACGUCCCGUUGUUUGCCGUCCAUUCGAACUCCACUCCCGUCUUUGAGAACACAACAGGACACAGUGUGAAUCCCCUGGUGAAGGCUCUUCAGCCUGUCGAUGCUCUUGCAACAGUCAAGACACUACACCGACGGGAUGAUCUGCCUACGGGCACUUGUGCGCCCGGAACUCCUUGCGUGAACGGGGCCUGUUGUAGCAAAACCGGAAUCUGUGGGUAUUCACCGUCCGAAUGUGGUACAGAUGUCUGUAUCUCCAACUGUGAUGCAAAGGCCGAAUGUGGUGAGUACGGCAUGGUCGGCAACAACACCUGCCCACUAAAUGUCUGUUGCUCCAAAUUCGGAUUUUGUGGUACUACGUCGGAUUUUUGCGAUGCCGGUUGUCAGGAAGGCUAUGGGGGCUGUGGCGCUGUUACGAAGCCAUCCUGCGGAGGGGCCAGUGCGAAACAGAGAACCAUUGGUUACUACGAGGGAUGGUCCUCAAUUCGGAAAUGUGACAAGCGUCUUCCCUCGAAUCUCGACGUGACACCAUACACACACAUUAACUUCGCAUUUGUGUACUUUCAUCCUACAACAUUCCAGAUCGUGCCUAUGGCUGCAGGCGACGAGGUUUUGUAUCCUCAAUUCACGGCAUUGAAGAAGACCAAAUCUAACUUGAAAACAUGGGUUUCGCUUGGGGGUUGGAGUUUCAAUGACAACACCAAUACCCCGAAUACGCAAACGGCGUUCAGUGACUUGGCGGCAAGUGCGGAGAACCGGCAGACCUUCAUUAUCUCCGUGAUGUCCUUCAUGCAAAACUGGGGGUUCGACGGCCUGGACAUUGACUGGGAAUACCCCGGAGCCCCUGACCGAGGCGGGGUGGCUGCCGAUACCACGAACUAUGUGACUUUGCUAAAAGAGUUGAAAGCUGCCUUUGGGAGCCGGUACGGCCUGAGUGUGACACUGCCAGCCUCCUAUUGGUAUCUCCGGUGGUUCGAUUUGCAAGGAAUCGAAGCAAAUACGGAUUUUCUCAAUGUCAUGACGUACGACAUUCAUGGGGUCUGGGACUCAUCGAACAAGUUCACUGGCCCCUACGUCCGACCCCAUACAAAUCUGACCGAGAUUGAGAAUGCCCUCGACCUCUUAUGGCGAAACGAUGUGAAUCCUGGGAACGUCAAUCUCGGACUAGGCUGGUAUGGCCGGUCCUUUACACUCAAGGACCCCACUUGCAACAUCCCUGGCUGCGUGUUUAGCUAUGGAGGUACGGCAGGAGAAUGUACGAACUCCGCUGGAACACUCUCGAAUGCCGAAAUCCAGCGGGUUAUUACUGCAAAUAACCUGACCCCAGCUUUUGAUCAAAAAGCAGCCGUCAAGUGGAUCACGUGGGGCAGUGACCAGUGGGUCAGUUACGACGACGGGGAAUCUAUGCAAAUGAAGAUCAUGUUCGCGAAUCAGCGGUGCUUGGGAGGUACGCUGAUCUGGUCGAUCGAUCAGGAUGGAAGUGACAAUACCAGCUUGAAUGAUCUGAUGGGCGUGGGCACCGCUAAUGGCGUCUCCGCUGCGGAAGCCGAAGCGUAUAAGCAGGUCCUCACCCAGGCCAAUGAUGCAGCCACAAAGCGUAACUCUUGCUACUGGUCUUUUUGCGGCGAGGAUUGUAUCCCGGGUUAUUUCAGCCAAACCAGUGCCACCGGGCAGGUUUUGGGGGUUGAUCGGGACAGUGCCUGUCCUAGUGGGCAAUUCAAGCAGCUCUGCUGUGCCCCGGGCACUAAUCCAGGGACUUGCUCCUGGAACGGGUUCCGAGGGGUAGGUUUGUCGUGUGCCUCAAACACUUGUCCCGAUGGCACUGAUUUAAUCGCAUCGAACACAAAUCAGUACGAGUGGGACAACGACCGGGCGAACUACAGAGAUUGGACGUGUAAUGGAGGAUCUCAGUCUUACUGUUGCUCGGGCUUCGUGCCCUCGCCGUACACCAACACCGACUCGUUGAACCUGAUUGGGCAAGAUCAAGAAGAGGGUGAAGCAACCGGCAAUCUGAGAAAACGAGGAAGCAAGUAUGGGUACUGGACGCUCGGGAAGAACGAUCCCUUGUGCAAUGUGGAGACUGGAAUCGACGCCGUUAAUGCCUUACUCGAUUUUGAUAGUGGCAUUCCGUUCGCGGGCAUUAGGUAUGGCUUCGAUGACUUAGCGGAGUCGGCAUACAUGUGCAUCGAGGACAACAUCCAGGCUGCGCACGAGUACAACGCAGGAAUUGUCGCGAAUAUCGGUCAGGGAGCCAUGGGCCCUGGGAUCGUGACGCACCCUCCCGUCGAAUUUGAGGAUGUACCUACUUCUCUAAUUAACGCCAAGGGCGGCUGGCAGAGAGCGCAGUACGGCAAAAAAGAUCGAGACUGCAGCGUGACAUACUAUUGCCGCUAUGGAAGAGGGUUUGAUGAAGUGUGCGACAAUCAGCGCUGGGGGGUGGACAAGGUAAUGUCGGGACAGACGGUGUAUCACUACCAGAAACGGCCAGGUAAAACCUUCAAGGACCAAUGGAAGCAUUUUCGAGGCGAUGAGUACAAGUCUCUAGUUGUUUCUAGUGCUGGUAGCGGGCGACUUAGUUGUGAAGUGGACGAAUUCCCCUUAGGAUCUCUCCUCGAAAACAAAGUGCAGGCUCUUCGAUGGAUGAACGGUCCUGCCAACGGAGCGCAAGGUCGAGAUUGGGAUAACUGGUUGAGUAUGAGCUUCAAACCCUGUUCCUCGCUUCGAAGUGUUCGAAAAAUCAUUCCGAACGAGCCUCCCAUUACCUGGGCCUUUGGGAGUCUCAGCGAUGGCGAUCCUCGGGCUACAGCCCCUAUCGAUGGGAAGCACUUCAUCCAAAAAUACGGCUUCGACUCGCAGACUCCGGGUAGCCUGUGUUAUCCCAUUUUCACAUAUAUGAAAGAAGAUGUGAAGGUGUACCGCACAGUACGAGAUGUUGGGUUCCGUGUCUAUCCUGAAGAUCCGAUGUUUUUUGAACCCUACAACUGGCCGCGGCAGGAGUAUGCGAGGCCUCCCAGCUAUCCCGACAAUCUGCCGGACAAUGUUCUCUCCGCCGCUUGGCUGAAGCGCGAGGUUGCCGUAUCCGUGCUCCAGCGGGACCUGCCACUUUCCGCCGUCUAUCAGGCCGAAGUGGUGGCGGAACAGUGGCGCGAAGAAAGUGAAGCUGCCCUUCCUGCCCCAGAGCCCACCGAAGGGGCUGCGUUUUCUUUCGCAGGGAUUGCUAGUGAACACGGUGGUGGCCCAUCUGGCCCGGUUGCCUCCAGGCGGCAGAGCAUUCCCAACACCCUCGCUCGGGAGACAAAUCCUGCUGCUACGGCCACUGCUAUCACGACACCCACGCACCAAGAAGGUGACGAACGGAUUAAGCGCCGGAAGAGACAUCUAUUGGAUCAUCAACAACAUCACUAUCACUAGAAUUGAGGAACCAAGGGCUCGGGCUGUCCACAGGGGCACCAUCGCCAACCUUGUGCAGUAAAUCCAGAGAAUAGAACACAAAUGCGAUACAACACUAAUGGUGUCUGAAGCCAGCAAGCUUCUGGGCGUGAAGUUAGCACUCUUACUCAUUUGGUCG
Molecule: messenger RNA, 3859 nt
Organism: Aspergillus fijiensis CBS 313.89
Lineage: Eukaryota; Fungi; Ascomycota; Eurotiomycetes; Eurotiales; Aspergillaceae
Product: glycoside hydrolase family 18 protein
Exons: 14
Coding region: 181-3702 (1173 amino acids)
Biological process (GO): carbohydrate metabolic process
Molecular function (GO): hydrolase activity, hydrolyzing O-glycosyl compounds; chitin binding
Source: RefSeq, a predicted model, not a curated record